Molecule: messenger RNA, 1081 nt
Organism: Amborella trichopoda
Lineage: Eukaryota; Viridiplantae; Streptophyta; Magnoliopsida; Amborellales; Amborellaceae
Product: peroxidase 29
Biological process (GO): hydrogen peroxide catabolic process; response to oxidative stress
Molecular function (GO): heme binding; peroxidase activity
Source: RefSeq, a predicted model, not a curated record
AUGGCAAAGCUUUUGCUCUUCCUUUUGGUGAACUUUCUCACUCUAGGCAGUGGGGGCUCUUUGUCUUAUGAUUUCUACAAUACUUCUUGUCCGGAUGUGGAAGAUGUAGUGAGAGAAACAUUGGCACCCAUCUUUCUCACUCAUCCUACUGCUCCUGCAGCUCUACUCAGGCUUAUGUUUCAUGAUUGCCAAGUUCAGGGCUGUGAUGCAUCAAUCCUGUUAGACACUGAUCACCCUAGAAUAAGCUCAGAGAUGAUCUCUAGCAAGAACUUCGGAAUCAAGCAUCGUGAAUCGAUCGGGAUCGUAAAAGAGGCGGUUGAGAGUGUCUGCCCUAACCAAGUGUCAUGUGCUGAUAUUAUCGUCCUAGCAGCAAGGGAGUCUGUCGCCGUCUCCGGUGGGCCCUAUGUCGAGGUUGCACUAGGCAGACGGGACUCGACCAUUACAGAUGCCACACUUGCCGACACGUUUCUUCCUUCUGCGAAUGUUGGCGUAGAUGAAGCACUUAGGAUCCUAACCGCUAAGGGGUUGAAUCUCGAAGAGUCCGUCGCCAUUUUAGGUGCACACACUCUAGGAGCCACGCACUGUGUGAACAUCAUUAACAGAUUGUACGGCCCGAAAGCAGACACCGGCAUCAUCUUAGAUUUCAAAAUGUUGCUCCAAUUGAAUUGCCCAUUGGGGGUCACAUUGGCUAGCAACGCAACCUUCGUGGCUAAUGAUCCGACGUCCUUAGCCUUCGAUAACCAGUUCUAUCAGCAGAUUCUUACAGGGAAAGGGUUGCUAAGGGUCGACUCCGAGAUGCAGCACAGCGCAUUCACAUCACCUCUCGUCGCACGAUUCGCGGAUCACCAAGAUUACUUCUUUCGUGUUUUCUCCUCUGCAUUUUUGAAGCUCUCAUCUUAUCAAGUCUUAACAGGAAACCAUGGCCAAAUUCGAAAGUGGUGUGAUAGAGUAAAUUGAGCGCUUGUUUCCUUAAUUAUUUUUUUCCGUUCUUUGAAUUUUGGAAGUUGGUAUGAGAAGAUAAUUCAGUAGAACCUAACUGUUUUCUGCUCUCCAUGUAAUGCACCCAUAUAAUUUAGGGUAU